Molecule: messenger RNA, 897 nt
Organism: Rubroshorea leprosula
Lineage: Eukaryota; Viridiplantae; Streptophyta; Magnoliopsida; Malvales; Dipterocarpaceae
Source: the annotation of a GenBank genome assembly
CUUUCCUUGUAUCUCUCAAAACCAUAUAAAACACUACCCUACACAGUUGCUUUGUGUUUUAGCCUAAAACCCUGAAAAUGACGGACACAGCAGGAGAAAGAAAGGAUGAGAAGAAAGUGAUGGUGGCAAUUGAUGAGAGUGAACACAGUUACCAUGCACUCAUGUGGGUUCUUGACAAUCUCAAGGACUCACUCAAGUCUCCGCUCAUCAUUUUCAUGGCACAGCCUGCUACCUCAGACAAUUACACUUUCCAAGCGUCUCUCAGCAAUGCUCGCAUAUAUUGUCCUUUCUCAACCACUGAGCUAGUUAACUCUGUUAAAAAUCAUCACCAGAAGCUCACAUUGGCUUUCUUGGAGAAAGCUAAGGAUAUCUGUGCCAGCAGAGGGGUGGUUGCAGAAAUGGUUACAGAGAUUGGAGAUCCUAAAGUGACAAUAUGUAGUGUGGCUGAAAAGCUCAAUGUCAAUCUGCUCGUUGUAGGUGAGCAUGAGUUAGGAAGAAUCAAAAGAGCUGUUGCGUGGAGUGUGAGCAAUUAUUGCUUUAAAUAUGCCAAGUGCCCUGUUCUGAUAGUGAAGAAACCACAAUAAGGAAAAGCAUCCUAGUAUGCAUUCAAGCUAAGCAUAUUUGUUUGAAGAGACAUAACUUAUAUAUGAUUCAGAGAUAAGUUAUCUACAUUCUACAAAUGUAGCAUGACAUGUGAGGUAAACUACGUCUGUUCCGUUAGGUUCCCCAACUGCCAAAAGUGAAGGAUGAUUUCAUUUAAUAUCUUACAUUAAACAUGACAUGGUAUUACUCUCUGUCUCAUAAAUUUCACUGCAAUUUUAUUUCCUUAGUGUUGAUUCUCAUAUGAAGGACAUUUGAAGUCCAUUUCAGUUAUAUAACAUACAUAUCUUCCUAGUC